Messenger RNA from Oryzias latipes (Japanese medaka), 3071 nucleotides. RefSeq names its product complement C5a receptor 1 (gene c5ar1). Gene Ontology annotation, cellular component: plasma membrane. The record is from RefSeq and is a predicted model, not a curated record. Gene Ontology annotation, molecular function: complement component C5a receptor activity; G protein-coupled receptor activity. Lineage: Eukaryota; Metazoa; Chordata; Actinopteri; Beloniformes; Adrianichthyidae. Gene Ontology annotation, biological process: chemotaxis; positive regulation of cytosolic calcium ion concentration; complement receptor mediated signaling pathway.
GGGGUGGGGGGGGUGUCGUUCACUAUGUCAAAAAUUCCUUUUGCAUGCUGUUUUCCAAAACCCAACAUAAGUCACUAGCAAAAAGCAUUUGUGAAGUCACACAAAACCGCAAACAUUCAUCUUUUUCAGCUACUUUUCACCAAUAGACAACUAAAGCUAAUUAUUGUGUAUUGUAAACAAAACUCUGAAAUUCUGAGUUUGUUGAUCGUUAUAAAGUUGUCAAUAAAGUUUUUGUUCCAUGAGAAGUUAUUCGAAAGACAUUAUUCAAGGUCUGCAUUACACAACUAUGUGUUUCCUUUGUUCUAAUGAUGUGUAUUUUUAGAACUUUGGCGGAUGACUAUAACACGGCUGCUGCAUGUCAAAAAGCUUUGAAUGGAAGUGAAAGAGAUGAGCACAGAAAAAAACAAUUGUUACAACAUCAAGGGCAGGGUAAGACUCAACCCAAGUGAGGCAGAAAAGGACAAUGUUGCAACAGAUUAAUAACGCUAGACUGUCAAAGCUUUUCAGGAUCCUUAGUCAUCAUCGUGGGAGUAAAUGUUAAGAGAGAAGAUCUUAAGAAAUGGAAAAAAAUCCUUAGUUUCAUGUGAUCAAAAUUGAUAUGUUUGAGUACAAUGAAUGUUUGUGUUCUGAAACUGAAGCGCUGGUGUAGGAUCCGUCCUUUUAGCGCAGUUUAUUUUAAAGGUUAUUUACCCAACGUGUUCAGACUCACUAAUUCUGUGGAAAUGUUUGUUGUAAUAAUGAGCUGAUGAAGAGGAGGGUGUGAACAUUUGAAAUUAUUCUUAUCUCCUGUUUAGAAAAAAAAAAAAUUUUUAGGAACCUAUCUAUGCUUUUAGAGACCUUUUUAAAGUUUAGAUAGUUUUGGAUUAGACUUUUAGGGUGACGGAGGGAAAGUCCGUGGCGUGUACUCACUUUAAGGGAGUGUCCAGUGCAUGUGUGUGUAAGCAAAGGGGUGGAGGUAUAAAAAAGAAUACCCUUUAAACCACAGCUCCUGUAACUUCCUGUCACACAGGAGAGCAGCGCAGCAUCAACAGGACACUCAGAUCUUUAAUGAAACUCCGGCUUCAAUGGAAAACAUGUAUGAUUAUACUAACACAAGCUAUGAUGUCAACUACACAUUGCCAGAUAUAGAUUUUGACCUUACUCCUGAGAUUCAGCCUCUCCAGAUUGGGGCUUUGCUCCUCUAUGGUCUUGUGGUUCUUGUCGGAGUUCCCGGUAACGCCGUGGUGGUGUGGAUAACGGGGUUCUGCAUGACCCGCUCCGUCACUUCCAUGUGGUUCCUCAACCUUGCGCUGGCUGAUCUUUUGUGCUGCUUGUCCAUCCCUCUGCUCAUGGUGCCACUGGCCCACGAUGACCACUGGCACUUUGGAGCUUUGGCCUGCACGCUGGUCAAGGGGCUGUUCUUUUUGGUGAUGUACUGCAGCAUUUUACAGCUGGCUUUGAUUAGUGUGGACCGCCUGAUGCUGGUCAAAAGGCCCAUUUGGUGUCAGAACAACAGGCGGCCCAGACGGGCUGUGUACGGCUGCGUGGCCGUGUGGGGCCUGGCUCUCCUUGUUAGCAUUCCGCAGUUCGUUUAUGCCCUUGAACGCGAAGCAGGUGAAGUUAAAAGAGAGUGCGUGAUGGGAUACACUACUCGGAGCAUCUGGCACAUUCAAACCUUUAAAUUCUUGGUGGGAUUCGUCCUCCCCUUCCUGGUAAUUGUCAUCUGCCACGUCAUGGUGUACAACAGCACAGAGAGGGGCUUGUCACGAGGCCGGACCCGCUCCAAAAGAACCCUGAAAGUCAUCCUUGCUGUCAUCUUAACCUUCUUUUUUUGCUGGCUCCCCCUGCACAUCCUGGACUUCAUUGAGAUUUCCACUCCUCGAUCUUCUCCUCACAGCCCAAAGGUUUACCUGGCUCAAGUGUUAGCGGUCUGCCUGGCGUACGUCAACAGCUGCCUGAACCCUCUGCUCUAUGUGUGCCUGGGUCGAAGCUUCAAAGAAAGCAUGAGUCGCUCUGUGCGGGGACUACUUCACUUCAUCAGCGAGGAACCCAAUACUAAACUGACAGUCUCCAACAACGACACUAAGAGCACGUCAAGUGGGAAGGGGACGACCAAAGUGUAGCCUGGAGUUUAGAAUCGUCCCAGGAUGCUGGUAGAGACUCAGAAACUGUGAAGGCUUGGCCACUGUGGUUUUAGAACUUCUGAACUGUUGCAGACUAUUGUUCAACCUGCAUUUAGCAAGUUUUCAUGUUUCCCGAAAGACACUUCUCUUUUUGUCUUGUAGAAACAUUUAGCAAAAUCCAUGAGAUCACCUGUUAAAUGUGAAAUUUACUUUUCAGAUGUGUUCUGUAAACAGAAAAAAGCCCUUCGUCUUCACAUUAAAGGGCAAGGUGGCUCUGUAAUUGUUUAUUAUUCAGCAGCAGUUUUUUUAUUGACCACAAGAGGGAGACAGACUGUUAGUUAUAGUUCCUCUGAACUUUUUUGUUGUUGACCUUUAAAUAUUUUUGUUUUUUUAUGUAUUUAUUCGUUUACAAAACAACAUGAAAACUGAACUUGUGUGCUUCAUUUCUUUUUUUCUUUUUGGGGACCAACAGGGAGUUAGCAUGAAUGAAAAUCAGAUUGUAAUUUCUAUCAGGCUUAAUGUAACAUUUAUAAUACGAUAAAUGGGAUUCCCAAGUGUUAAUGUUCAGGAAUAAAUUUAUAACUAAAUACAAACAUGUUUUUUAAUAAUUGCUAAAAUUGGAAACAAAAUGUAGAAGGCCAAAUUGUAUUAUUAUUAUUUUUCCUCACUUUCUCUCUAUUUGUGUAGUUUUUGUGUUCUGGAAAACAUGCCAGCAUAUUUCUAUAUGUCAACAAAGUGUUUGAUUAGAUUGGUAGAUGUUUGCAAAUGAGUGGAAAGAACAAACUCAGCAUGCAAACCACAAAGGCUUGAUCUAAGUACUUAUGGAAAUGAACAUUUUGGAGGAUUUAAAACAUCCAUCUUUCUAAGCUUUGACUGUGAGCAUCGUCCAAGAAGAUCACUUCACAUUUGUGUGAUAUGUAUCCAUAUUCAUUUAAUGCUGAAGAAAAUAAACACAAAAGUGUUGAAGUA